AUGAAACAAAAAAUAGUUGUUAAUGGAUUAAUUUUUGCAAAUGGGAUUAAUGUAAAUUGGGAUUAUUCACACGUUUUUAUUGGGACUACUGGUACGGGAGAACUUUUAAUAUAUGAAAGAAAACCUGAUAAUAAAUUGAUGCUGUUGGAUGCUAUUAAUGUUGAACAUUCUAUUGAUAACGUUAAUGUGGAUCCGGUGACAGGUGAAAUUUAUCUUGCAGUGGCACAUAGUCUCGUAGAAAUGGGAACAUAUUUGAGUGGUUUGGACAAAUCAAAAAAACCUUCAUUCGGUGUUAUUAAAAUUAGUAACAACACUGAAGAAGACAAGUUUAAUGGGAUUAAAUACGUAAAAGAGAAAAUAUUUGAGGAUGAUGGUACUUUGUUUCAUGCGGCUUCUGUGGCGGCCGGUGAUAAGAAUAGGAAAGUGAUGUUUUUGGGAUCACCCUUUGCUGAAGGAGUUGUUAGAUGCGACUUGAAUAGAGAUAUAUCCAAGAAAAAAUAA
Molecule: messenger RNA, 501 nt
Organism: Racocetra persica
Lineage: Eukaryota; Fungi; Glomeromycota; Glomeromycetes; Diversisporales; Gigasporaceae
Source: the annotation of a GenBank genome assembly